GGCGAGCGCUUUGCCCCUCACCGUGGCCCUCACCACCGCCCUCUGCUGCAGCCAGGCUCUCCCGCCGGCGCCGCCCGACCCCUCGCGCAGCGCCACCAGCCGCCCCUUGACCACCAACUUACCCGUCUUCUCGAAGAGCACAACAUCACCAGCCCCUUCUCCAACCUCACCGGCGCUCUUAAGCCGCUUCAAGUAGAAGGACAGCCCUGCGAGAAGGUACUGGAGGAUUUCGAUUGCGAGAGGAUCCAUCGGGCCUUCGGAGGUAUGGAGGUCUUCACGGUGCACCCAUCUACGUGUGUCUGUCUGUGGGUGUGCACGUGUACGUUUAUGUAGCUGACAGGUCCUGAGUUCACGCUGGCAGACGAGGUCCUCCACCUGGUGCCAUACGUGCACCUGGACGGCCUCGUCGACGGCUGCAUAGGUCGGGGCGGGCGUGCACACACAGAUAUUAAUCAUGCACAGAAAUCCGUGUGUCGCUCUGGUGUGUAGGCAUGCGGGAGGGCGAGAGCCGGCUGGUGAAGGUCAGCACGGCAGGCAGCUCUGGUGGUGCCGAGCAGGUAUGUAUGUGUGCACUAUAUAGAUGGGCAUUACGACCCUUGGUGUCUUGGGCGAUUGUCAGGGUGCUGCUGAUGCUGAGCUCGAGCAACGAGGGCGCCGAAGACGCAGAGGUGCGGACGGGACGGCCUGCGUCCACGUGUAUAUGGAUGGGUGCAGCUGUUGCUCGACGUGGGCCCGGUCAGUCUGCACACGUGCACAUACAUUUAUUUGUCUUUGAGCGCAUUCACUGUAUGCGUGUCUUCCUUCACAGAGAAGUCCCGGACCUCACCGAUGCCCUCGCAAGGCAGGCAGGUGCGCGACGCCAUGACGCUCAAGGAGCUGCCGAGCCAAGUGGAGGACAAGCUGCUCAAGCAGUGCCAGGUGGGUGGGUGGGUGGGUGAGUGACAGAGAGGAAGGGCAAACAUAUACAAACAAACGAGCGCAUUUGGGCUGUCGACAUGUGGUGUGCAGGAUGACCGGGAGCGCAAUCUUCGCGCCGGCGUCAUCGCCGCCCUGCUCGACUGCACCAACCUCACCAUCCCAGCCAGGUACACUCAGAUGCACGUGUAGAUAAUGCCUGACUGCUGCAUGGAUUGGAUGUCUGCAAAUUGUGCACACAGAGACGCUCAUAGUGGAACACGGCAAGGGCAAGUCGGAGGCCUCCAAGGGCCACGACGUCUCCAAAGUCACCAAGGCGGCCGCACUCAGCGACUACCUACGCCGGAGACAAGCCGCCAUCACACAGUAGGCCUUCAACAGGGCGGCUCUGCUGGACUGCAGACAUACACACGUGUGCGUUUGUGUGUGUUGGCAGGGAGCUGCAGGCGUCAUUUAUCCUGGAUGAGAUCGCCGAGAGAGAGGGGCUGACUGUGGCGGUGAAUUUCCUUAGUACACGUGCCUGUCUGUGUUUGUUAGCUCUCUGUGUGUGUCUGUGUAGCCUGACGAGCUGCAAAUAAACAUCGACACGGUGCAGCAAGACAUGAAGACACGGUGGCACACACACGCGCAAGAGAGAACCCCCCCUCAGCCACACACCCCCAACGCACAUAUGUCAUUUGUGUGUGCAGGAAUCCCGAGUGCAGUCGAAGCUCGAGGCAAUGCUCAUGGCGCAGCGGGUCAUCGACUGGAUCACAGAGAGGUCCGUGACACCCAUCCACCCACCCAACCACAUACGAAGAUAAUGGUGGCAUCCAUCCAUCCAUCCAUCCAUUUGUGCUGACUACAGGUCGUCAAUCAGCUGGGUUCACGAGGCCGAACUGUAUGGCGGCAAUCUCGACGACAGGCUGGACACGCUCAUGCGCCAGACGGAAGCCGCCAAGGCGACAACCGACACCAAGACAAACACCCGCAACGGCCCCUAAUGCUGCUGAGGUACGUUAGGUUCCUGACACACACACAGUGUGCGCAGAAAGAUGGAAUUCUUGAUAGAUGCGCGCAUGUGUGCAUGUGUGCAUCCCUGACUGUAGGCACAUGUCGACUCAGGAUGUUCUGGCCCGGCGGGCGCAGCGGACCAUGAGCAGUCUCUGGUGAUGUGGUCGGUGCUUGUGUACAUAUUGAGCUCACGGCAAGGCACACGGAGACCUAUCUUGUGUGUGGACUGUAUAUCUGUACACCAGUUACGGGCCUGUUGUGUGCAUGCGGUGUGUGGAGGUGUCAAGACCUCACAUGCAUCGAUUUCACCGAUUGAAUUUCAUUGCCUGUUUCGCGUAGUGUCCACACAUACGUUGACCGUUUGCAUCUUCCCCUUCCCCCCCUCUCCUUCAAAAUGAUGAAAACAAA
Molecule: messenger RNA, 2316 nt
Organism: Vitrella brassicaformis
Lineage: Eukaryota; Vitrellaceae
Source: the annotation of a GenBank genome assembly